AUGGGCUCAAUCUCCCAUGAAAUGUCAGCAGUACCCAAGGGAAUCUAUUGCCCAACCAUCACCUUCUUCAUUGACGAUGAUACCCAAGAGCUAGACCUGCAAGCUCAAGCAGAUCACGUCAAAUAUUUGAUUGAAAGUGGUGUUCAUGGACUCACAGUUCUCGGCACCACAGGAGAAGCCCCUCUGUUGUCACGCGAAGAGCGGAAUGCCGUGACAAAAGUGGCAUCUUCAGUCAAGACUCAAAUGAACGCCGGAACAACAAUCGUGGUCGGAUGCUCUGCCCAAAGUGUCCGGGAAACAAUUGCGAUGUGUCAAGACGCAAAGGCAAAUGGAGGGCAGUAUGCGCUAAUUCUCCCGCCCAUCAACACAGCCAGCAAGGAUUUCCGAGAACUUUUAGCUGAUAAUUCCGAAGGUGGCAGAUCGCUCCCCAUACCAAUCAUUAUCUAUUCCUUCCCAGCUGUGACUCAGGGGGUGGAUAUGAAUUCUGACCUCAUUGCGUCGCUUGCAAAGCAUGCUAAUAUUGUUGGUGUGAAGUUGACUUGCGGAAACGUGGGUAAACUUGCCCGGCUGGCAAGCAGCUUUGGUCCUUCCAAGUUCGCUGUCUUCGGUGGCUCGAGUGACUGGUUACUUCCAGGUCUAAUUGCGCAAUCAUGUGGUGCCGUUACAGGUCUUGCCAAUACGCAUCCUCGAUCAUGCGUCCGGCUUUUUGAUUUAUUUCAUAAAGGAGACUAUCACCAAGCCGGCAAGCUGCAGGGGAUUAUCAGUAGGGCCGAGUGGGGUAUGGGAAGCACCGGUAUGAAUGGCACAAAAUAUGCCAUUGAGUGGUCUAGGGGGUAUGAGAAGAAGUUACUUCCGAGAGCGCCGCUGAUAGAAUGUUCCGAGGCGACAAAGUUUUGGAUUCGGAAUACGAUGAAGGAGUUGACAGCCUAUGAAAAUGAACUGGCUUUGGGAAAAGCUUGUGCCUCAUGA
Molecule: messenger RNA, 969 nt
Organism: Penicillium cosmopolitanum
Lineage: Eukaryota; Fungi; Ascomycota; Eurotiomycetes; Eurotiales; Aspergillaceae
Product: dihydrodipicolinate synthase family protein
Exons: 3
Coding region: 1-969 (322 amino acids)
Molecular function (GO): 4-hydroxy-tetrahydrodipicolinate synthase activity
Source: RefSeq, a predicted model, not a curated record